Molecule: messenger RNA, 2236 nt
Organism: Dicentrarchus labrax (European seabass)
Lineage: Eukaryota; Metazoa; Chordata; Actinopteri; Moronidae
Gene: ccr9b
Product: chemokine (C-C motif) receptor 9b
Exons: 3
Coding region: 889-1893 (334 amino acids)
Biological process (GO): G protein-coupled receptor signaling pathway; chemotaxis; immune response
Cellular component (GO): membrane
Molecular function (GO): chemokine receptor activity
Source: RefSeq, a predicted model, not a curated record
UAUUAUUAUUAUUAUUAUUAUAAAUGCAGUUCCAAAAUAGUGACUUAUUCCUAAAACAACUUUACUUUUUUACUGUUGUCGUUGUUUUUCUAGGUCCAAGGCAUGUCAUCGCCGCUAUUUCUAAGUGAAAUCCCCCAAAAACCUCCCAAAAAGACUAACCUCACACACUUCUUCAUUCCACAAGAGGACAUUUUGCUUGGGCAGUCAUUUUAGGUGCAAGACCACACUGCCUAAACUAUGAAACUGUGGGGCUGACAUCUCAAAAUCAACUAUGCUCCUCCGCCUUGGGUCUUUAAUCACACCAUACAGUUUUCAAUUUCAUACAUCAAUCAUCUGUGGUGUUAAGUGCUCCACCUGCGUCCACAAAGUGUGCCAAAAACGAGCUUCGACUCGAUAAAACCUCUUACGCUGUGGAAGGAAUGUGGGUGUAUUGUUAUGGUUCCAGCCUGAUGACCACAGUUCAGUGAGAAGUUGCUGUUUCCCCAUGAAACUGGUUCAAUGUUGUCAAUGUUUUAUUAGUGCUGUUCUGCUCAUAGCUUGUAUUUGACGAAAGACAGCACAGAGGGUAGUAUAAUAGUAUAAUAUUUCUCUAGAGUGAGAGGUGUAGAGUGUGUGAUGGUGUGAUAUAUUACGUCAUCGAUCUUGUGGUUAAGGGAAGCCAUAUAAGAGUCUGGUUGUUGCAGUUACCAGUUGAGCAACCCAGACAAAGAAACAAACUCUGACUGAGAGGUUUCAUCACUGAGUGGAUAACAUGGAGGAGGCAUUUACAACUAUUAUGACUACAGAAAUUAGUUAUAUUGGAACUAUAAUCUGGUUUUAUGUUUCUGAUUGCAGGACCCUGGUGACUACUCAGAUGACUACGAUACAGGGCCAACUGAAAACACAGGCAUGUGCGACAAAAGCUGGGUCAGGGACUUUCGUGGACAGUACGAACCACCUCUCUUCUGGAUGAUCUUUAUCCUUGGCGCCGUGGGUAACCUGAUGGUGGUUUGGAUCUACAGCACUGUUCGCCACCGCCUGAAAACAAUGACCGACGUGUAUCUGCUAAAUCUCGCUGUGGCUGACCUCCUCUUCUUGUGCAUGCUGCCCUUCUGGGCUGUCGAUGCCAUCAAGGGCUGGGACUUUGGCAUCAGUCUCUGCAAAAUGGUGUCCGCUAUCUAUAAAAUCAACUUCUUCAGCAGCAUGUUCUUGCUCACCUGCAUUAGCGUGGACCGCUACAUUGCUAUUGUGCAAGUCACCAGGGCCCAAAACCUGAAGAGAAAGAGGCUGUUCUACAGCAAACUUGUCUGCCUGUGUGUCUGGCUUGUUUCUACUCUCCUGGCCCUCCCUGAGUUUAUCUUUGCCCAGGUGAAGAGCGACCAAAAAGGGCAGUCCUUCUGUACUCUGGUCUACUGGAACAAUGAAUACAACCGGACUAAGAUCCUGGUGCUAUGCCUGCAGAUUUGCAUGGGCUUCUGCGUUCCUCUACUGAUUAUGUUCUUUUGUUAUUCUGUCAUCAUUCGCACACUUCUGCAGGCCAGGAACUUUGAAAAGCACAAGGCUCUACGUGUCAUCUUUGUUGUGGUCUUUGUGUUUGUUCUCUCUCAGCUGCCUUACAACAGUCUGUUGAUAGUGGAGGCCGCGCAGGCAGCAAAUACUACUAUGACUGAAUGUGCAACUGUAAUUGGUUUUGAUGUAGCUGGACAGGUUGCCAAGAGCCUGGCAUACACUCAUGCCUGCCUGAAUCCAUUCCUGUAUGUUUUCAUUGGAGUUCGGUUCAGACAAGACCUCCUGAGGAUUGUGAAGUUGUGUGUUGGUGGUAUGAGCAAAGGAGGGCUCAGUAAAAUACAGGCAAUUCCCAAACGUCCCUCUAUCAUGUCAGACACUGAUACUACCCCUGCCCUUUCAAUAUAAAUGCCCAUUUUCCUAAAAAUCUGCAACCUGAGACCUGAGCCUAGUUUAAUGUGAUCAUAUUUUUAAUUUUGUUCCUCAUGCAUUACUUGCUACUAGCAGAGCAACAUUAACGUUUUUAACUUGUUUGCAAAAAAAGUCUUUACAGUUUUAUAUUCAUUUCAUUCAUAUACUGACAGGCAUGUUUUUUUCUGGAAUCACUGUAUAAACUGUAUAUUUGUGUAAAUACUGUUUUUUGAGUGUUUGUGUUUUUACAUUUGAUCCAUUGUGUAUUUCUCGUGUGCUGCUGUAACUGAAUAAAAAAACAAUGGUUUAACAACAAUUAAAAAAUGAGAGAAAUCUAAAA